Messenger RNA from Exophiala mesophila, 1806 nucleotides. RefSeq lists its product as uncharacterized. Lineage: Eukaryota; Fungi; Ascomycota; Eurotiomycetes; Chaetothyriales; Herpotrichiellaceae. The transcript has 3 exons. Bases 1 to 1806 code for a protein of 601 amino acids. The record is from RefSeq and is a predicted model, not a curated record.
AUGACGACUCUUUCGCUUAUCCUUCUUUUCAUUUCUUCUGCCAGAGUCUUGCACGCACAGACCUGUCCCCCUGGCUAUGCUCUGAACACUGGGCCUCUUUCCCAAAACCAAACCGUUGACUGGGUUCCCUGCCCAACUGAUCAACAGCCGACGCUCGAGUGCGGCACCUUCCAAGUCCCUCUCGACUAUACCGAUCUUGAGAAAGGAAUUUUGACACUUUCGCUGGUCCGUCAACCGGCGACCGGCAAUGCAUCCGAUGGCCUAUCCAUCAUCAUGAAUCCGGGCGGACCGGGAGAGAGCGGGAUCCAAUCACUUGUUGAAUCUGAAACAUCUUACCUUGAUGAUUCUGGCGGUGGAUAUCAUAUUGUGACUUGGGAUCCCCGUGGAGUAGGAUUGACUAUCCCUUAUCAAUGCCCUCAGUUGUGCACUGAGCAAAGCACGGGCACGUCGUUAAGCGAUCCGGCGUUUCUGAAUUCAACCUUUGUGUCCUUGAAAGAUCAAGGAGAGUAUUGCGCAGAACAACCGGUGCAUCGGAGUUUGGGAGAGCUUGUUGGCACCGCGUUUACGGCCCGGGAUGUCAACGCAGUAUCUGAGGCAAUCAAUCCUGAUGGCCUGAUACGAUAUUGGGGGUUCUCCUAUGGCACCCUCCUCGGCUCGACCAUAGCUGCUAUGUUCCCUGAAAAAGUCGACCGAAUGAUACUGGAUGGCAAUAUCAACCCCACCGACUACUAUCGCGGUCUCAACGCCGAAGCCAUUACCGACGUUGAUCCAGCUGUGGAUCACUUUUUCCAGACAUGUGCUACUGCUGGGCAGGAAUAUUGUUCUCUUGCUAAGGAUGGGUUUUUAGGCGAAGAUCUGAAGAACGAGUUCUUCACGUUGUUGAACAAUCUCAAGAACGGAUCUUCUACUCUAUCCUCCGAUUCGGAUGAAAGUCAGGGAUAUGCGGAGGUAGCUGGGCUCUUGUUCACAAACUUGAAGAGCCCUAGUGAGUGGCCUGUUGUUGCCCAAAAUAUCUCUGCAUUCUAUGAAGCGGAAACCCCAGCAGCUCGCAGAGUCAAGCGUGAAUUCGAUCCACUGGCGACAUUCCAGAUAUCUAACCCGCAGGCUUUGGUCGCUAUCACUUGUGGCGACUGGGUUAACAUUGCCGGAGAUCUUGAUGAUUUCGAAUCCUGGUUGAAGUUGUACGAAGGCAUCAGUGAAUUCGGCGCAGACCAGCUAAUCAGCAUCCUCUACUCGUGCGCCACAUGGCCAACCAGAGCCAAAGAGAUAUUCGAAGGAUCUUUCGAAGGUGUAAAUACCAAACACCCUAUCCUCUUUAUCAACGGGCCGUUCGAUCCUGUGACACCUCUCGUCUCAGCACAGAACUCCAGCUCCGGUUUCGUCGACAGUGUCGUGUUGGAGCAUAAUGGAGCCGGUCAUUGUUCUACCGCAAGUCCAUCGAACUGUACCUCAGGUUUCGUGCGAGCUUAUUGGCAGGACGGAACGUUACCUGAUGCAGGAACCGUUUGUCAACCAGAUGCAGCACCAUUUUCCAACGAACCCAUCAUUCCUUCGAAACGUUUGAUGCGGAGGUUCGACCCCAACUUCAAACAUCCUGCGACGGUCAUCGGGCUUACACCAAUUCAUCUUCUCAACCAACCACGACCACGACAAGAGCCAAAUAUCUGUGACGCCGUUGCUGCGUUGGAGGAUCCCCCAGUCCCGGCAACAUGCAUCGCAACCACUGCCAGCCCAAGUGCUACCGCCACCGCCACCGGCGGCAGUGGGAAUACCUUUGCAACGAGUCGAGAAUCAUCCCCCCCAUAA